Drosophila gunungcola (fruit fly) is the source of this 1359-nucleotide messenger RNA. RefSeq lists its product as uncharacterized. The coding region runs from base 153 to 1202 and encodes 349 amino acids. NCBI's taxonomy places the organism in Eukaryota, Metazoa, Arthropoda, Insecta, Diptera, Drosophilidae. The record is from RefSeq and is a predicted model, not a curated record. Gene Ontology annotation, molecular function: protein binding. The transcript has 2 exons.
AAUGGCUAAACUGAAAUGUUUAACCUCUGCCCACAACUGUACUAAAGGUCAAAUUGAACGUACACAAAUUGUUCACAACAACGGCGUAGAAGUUAAAUUUAUAAAGUUUUUAUUUUGAUUCUGUAAAUUCGGGUAAAAAGAAAUUGGGAAGUAUGAGUUCGGAUGAGACUAAGUUGGAGGCUGCCUACGAGCAUUUGAUGGAGGAGAACAUCAAAAGCCAGUUGGAGAAAAAUGGGACCAUGGCGAUACUUCGAAGUGAAAUGCACAUAAAGGUGCUUCAGAUGAUGCGGGGCCAGCAGGACAUGUCCAAAAAGCGACCUCUUACCGGUGGAUCAGCCAAUUCAUCCGCAGAUCGGAGCCUGAUAAAGCUUAUAAAUCAACUGGUCAUGGAGUUCUUUCAUUGGUUCGGCUACAGGCACACCCUGGAAACAUUUCGCAUGGAGACGGUGAUGCGCGACUGGCAAUUGAAUCCGGAUGCCAAUAAAGUGGAUCCUCUACAUUCCAUGACUGAACGAUGCCGCAAGUUGAGAGAGGAGCUCGAAGACCUGCGAACCCAAAAGGGCAUCAAACAUGAGAAACUUGUUCAGAGCAAUCGAAAGCUCAUUAAAAACGAUCCCCUUAAAAGACUUAUCGCAAUCAACAAGGCUAAAACACCACCACCUCGAUCAUUCAAGACAGAUAUUUCGAAAGUAAACUUAGAUAGCUCUGAGUCCGAUAUUUUGGACACGGAUUACAGCGAGGAUGAGACGGAAGAUAGUGACGCUUACAAGGACAUACCCGACAGACAAUUCUAUGUCGAGGACUUGCCACCAGAGGCUAAGUAUGCUCCUGGUCAUGGCGAAGAAGGUCCCUACGAUGCCAAACAACGACAGGCCGAGACUCUAUUCCAGCAAUAUAAGCGCGAAGUUAGUACCGACAAUAUUCCAAGUUCAUCCAAAAAACCCAUAACACCGAAUAGACCAAGAAGUAUACCAACUGAAGGCUUGGCUUUGUGGGAUAAAUCUUCCUCCCGUGGCAAAGAUGAGGGGGUAAAGAAAAACAAAGUCUCCCAUUGGAAAUACGCGGGAAAAACCCCAACUCGUGGCAAAAAUGGCUUCAAAGCUGAUGGUGAACCUGUUUUGGCUAACAUCAAACCCAAGUGCCCCGAUACCCACAUUGGAAAAAUUGAUUUGGACAGCGAUGAUAGCUUCAAUGAUGAUUGAGCAGUGUCUCAAGACCCUUCAACUAUAUUCAGUUUUCGAGAGCUCCAGUUAUAUUCAGAAUGAAUAGUAAAUUCAUAGUUUUUUACAAGUAUUUUACAUAUGUAACAAUUUUGUUUGGCUGCAAUCAUAUUAAAUAAAGUUAUAUAAACUAUUUGAA